CAGUGUUUCUUCUCUUCUGCGACCCUCUCCUCCUGUAUCGUUACAGUUAGCACUCCAGCAUUUUUUUACUUGCUGUGGGUCUCUCUCUCUCUCCAACCCUGUAACAUUUUUCUGAACCAUGACCGAGCAGACCAAAGCAGCGGCCCCAUCGGCACCAGGGGCCCCAUCACGUCCUCACUACUCUAGGGACUUCUUCUGGUCCCCCCUGUGGAGCUGGUGGCAGCAGCCCACCCCUAGCAGCCUCCUUCCCAACCAGGAUUUCGGCCUGCCACCGUUCCUAGAGCCCGGUGACCUCCGUGACCUCAGCUGGAUGGAUAACAUCCAUAGACUCCUGGCAGCCAGCUCCUGGACUGGGUACAUUCCCUCUCUGCCCCUCUUGGUGCCCUCCUUUCCGGCCCCGGCCUCCUCAAUGCACCAGCUAGCCCCCAAGCUGAGCAGGGUAGAGUCUGCAGGGUUGAAGGGGCUGUCGGAGGUCCGGGUGGAGGGGCACAAUUGGAGGAUCACCCUGGAUGUCAGUCACUUCUCCCCCGCAGAGAUCACUCUCAGGACCCGCAGCGGCUUCCUGGAGAUCGGAGGGACUCAUGAAGAGAGACCAGAUGAGCAUGGUUUUGUUGCUAGAUGUUUCACCAGGAGAUACAUGCUCCCGAUAGGUAUUGUCUCUAAGACCAUACGAUCCUCUCUGUCUGGUGAUGGAAUUCUGACUGUAGAGGCUUCACUUCCUGACCCCAGCAUCCCUGAUGACAUCAUAAUUCCCAUUCAGGUGGAGAAGGAGACCAUAAGAGAAGAGGGAGAGGAGGGUGGAGCUAAGCCAGAGGAGACUACCGUAGCUGACACAGACUCCCAGCCUUCUCCAUCUGCCCCUGCUGUGGCCCCUGUAUCCCUGGAGGCGCCUGACUUCACACCCGCAGAGCCUGGCACCAUGCUCCCCACAGAGGCACCCAAGGAUGGGGAUAAGUUAGCACAGGAGGUCCCUGGAGAAGAGGCCCAGCCAGACAGCGCCACGGCUGAGCCAAAGAGCAAUGACGAAGGGAGAGGAGGAGCAGAGGAGCGGGAGACACACACUAAGCCAGCUGGAGAGAUGGAGACCCACCCCCCAGAGCAUGCAGAUAAAGAGGGAAAAGAGGGAGAAGGGAUUCCAGAUCCCACAGAGCCCUUUGAGCAUAUUGAUGCCCCUGACUCCCCAGACACAGUCACGUCCGACCGCGGGGAACACAAAACAGACCCAGCCCAAGACCUUGACGAAGAGCCCCAGCACUCAGAGGGCUCAGGGGAGGCAGCCGAGGCCCCGCCCCAGCCUGAGGAGCACGAGCCAGGCAUGAGUCCAUCAGAGGAGGGGGCCCACCACUCUCAGGAGCUGGAAGUUCCAGAGCACCCUGAUAUGGAGCAACAGGCAUACACCAAGUAGAGAGAGAGAGAAAGAGAGAGAGAGAGAGAGAGAGAGAGAGAGAGAGAGAGAGAGAGAGAGAGAGAGAGAGAGAGAGAGAGAGAGAGAGAGAGAGAGAGAGAGAGAGAGAGAGAGAGAGAGAGAGAGAGAGAGAGAGAGAGAGAGAGAGAGAGAGAGAGAGAGAGAGAGAGAGAGAGAGAGCGAGGGGGGAUGAGACGUGACUGAGAGAGAGAGAGACAUGGCUGUAAUUUCAUAAGGAAUUUGCUAAGAUUCAAAACAUCCAUCUCAAGCGCCUGCAUUCUGCAGACUUCCUCUUUAGGAAUAGCCUGGUCCCAGAUCUGUUUGUUCAACCAAUUGUAGACAAUGACCAUAAGAAUUGGCAAGACAGCACAAUCAGAUCUGGGAUCAGGCUACUUCUUCACCAGCUAGCAGCAAAAGCUUGCAUAAUAACCCUGAUUCUAUCAAUGUGCGUGUGAGUGAAGAACCACACACUGUCACUGUGACCAUGCACUGUUUGGAGCUCCAAUAAACCAAUAGCAAAUGAAAA
This is a messenger RNA of Oncorhynchus keta (chum salmon), 1931 nucleotides long. Its product is annotated as heat shock protein 67B1-like. Lineage: Eukaryota; Metazoa; Chordata; Actinopteri; Salmoniformes; Salmonidae. The transcript is spliced from 4 exons. Gene Ontology annotation, biological process: protein refolding; response to heat. Gene Ontology annotation, molecular function: protein folding chaperone. The record is from RefSeq and is a predicted model, not a curated record. The coding region runs from base 119 to 1405 and encodes 428 amino acids.